Molecule: messenger RNA, 1317 nt
Organism: Puccinia graminis f. sp. tritici CRL 75-36-700-3
Lineage: Eukaryota; Fungi; Basidiomycota; Pucciniomycetes; Pucciniales; Pucciniaceae
Exons: 4
Coding region: 1-1317 (438 amino acids)
Molecular function (GO): protein serine/threonine phosphatase activity
Source: RefSeq, a predicted model, not a curated record
AUGGGGACAACCCUCAUAAGAGACAACUGUGCCGAUCUAAAAGCCAUCCGACAGCCAUUGCAGAACCCGAACAGUUCUGAAAAAGUUUCAAAACCUCCUGAUUGUGACGGAAGUCUUUCGAAACCAUUCCGAAGAGCCCUUCGGAGUCGAUUUCGAAACCACGGGAGUUUCCUAUCGGAAGGUCUUCGGAGGACCUUCGGAAUCCCUUUCGCAACACGUUGCGAAAUGUACCUGGACCAAGGUCCAGGACGUCCGCCCCUGCGGGCGCAUAUUUCGAAACAUUUCCGAACGAACUUCGGAAAUGUUUCGAACCCCAGCACCCGUAGUGUAGAUUCUAAAUCCAAAGUGGCGACCAAAUUGGUCCAGCCACAAUCCGGACACAUGCCCUCAGGCCGGACUUCCCUUGCGCCAAGAGAAGCCGGAUCCUCCCAAAAAGUCUUGAACAUCCGGACACGACUUAUUUUGACCUCCAAUCCUGUCGACGCCCUCCGCGCCCAUCCUCCUACCGCCACCGAGGACGUUGCUGAUUCCACCGCCAAUGACGCCGUCGGCGGUGCCGACACCAUUGCUACUCGAGGUCUCGGCAAACUUUUCGAAAGCUCUGAUGCGGUCGACGACUCUGUGCUCGAUGGUACUUACUCUAUCCGGGACAUGGACGGCUUCGAGAAGUGGAUCAGCGACCACAAGUCAACCCUUUGCAACUCGGGUUUUGAGCCAGACAAGCCGAAUAAAAAAACUCUGGUGCUCGACCCCGACAACACCUUAAUUAGCAGUGACGGCUAUGAGGGGGACUUUGUAGUUGACUGCAACAAUGAGAAACGUUACAGCAUCUUACUCCACCCUGACUGCAUCACCUUCCUGCACGAGAUGGUAGCUCGGUACGCCGAGAUUGCCAUCUAUACCUCGAGCUCAUAUGUAUACGCGACGAAAAUCGCCUGCCAAAUCGGGGUGCGUUAUGCGAGGGCUUACCCGCACGAGGACCGCCUUCCGUUCUCCAAGAUUCUGUCCUCGGAUGAUUGUAUCCUAGACGGGGCGGAGCGCAAGAAGGACCUGCACCGCUUGAGAAGCUUACAAGAUGUUGUGUUUGUCGACGAUGACCCGUACUACUCGAUCAGGAGCCAAAACGACAACGUUGUACAGGUCCGUCGGUUCCAUGGUAAAGAAUCGGAGCGAUCUGGUCUGAUGGCCAUCGUACCCCUGCUCAGCUAUCUCAGUUCGGUCGACAGCGUCCUCAGCACUAUGCGAAAACUCAAAAAGGUUUGGUACAACAACGGCCUUGUUAAAAUCGUCCAGUCUACCAUGGGUGUGAACUGCUAG